Messenger RNA from Andrographis paniculata, 1696 nucleotides. RefSeq names its product low-temperature-induced 65 kDa protein-like. The transcript is spliced from 5 exons. The record is from RefSeq and is a predicted model, not a curated record. NCBI's taxonomy places the organism in Eukaryota, Viridiplantae, Streptophyta, Magnoliopsida, Lamiales, Acanthaceae. Bases 68 to 1540 code for a protein of 490 amino acids. Gene Ontology annotation, biological process: response to abscisic acid; response to stress.
CAAAAUUCUGAUUUCAGAUGAAUCACUCGGUAGAACGCAGUGGAAAAUUCUGUGUUGAGAUUAAGAUAUGGCGCAACUGCAACCCCCUUCGCAUGAUCGUCAUCUUUAUGAAGAAGAUCCUCACGACGUUGGUGUGCAUUCGGUGGCUGAAGGUGAAGGAGAGCACAAUCGUCACAAAUCUGUACUGAAAAAGGUAAAGGAUAAAGCGAAGAAAAUCAAACACACAAUCACGAAGCACGGCCAAGAGCACGAGGAACGACACGAUCAGAUUUCCGAGGACGAAGAUGACCGUGAGGAUGAAGAGAUGGAGAAUGAUCCAGAAGUCCACGGCGCACCUAUGUACGAAUCUACUGUCAUAAGAGGAACGAAUCUGCCCAAACAAACUGAUGUCGACUUGCCAAAGCCAACUGAUACGCCGGAGAACAAGUCCUUUCCUAAUGUAAAUACUCCUACUGUAGGAGAUGCAGUAAAUAGACCUUCUGGUCCGGCGGUGGAAGGUGACCUGGGGAGGCCGGCGGCGGAGCUCCGUCAGCCGGCAACUUGGAAACCCCUCGAAGCCGUCCCCAGUUCGACUCAACCAGAAGAAACAAAUAUGAAUGUGCCUAGAGUUGGACCACUCGGAGGCUUACAUGAGGAUCCAAAUUCUCCAUACAACUCACCUCAAGGAAUUACCCCCUCAAAUUAUCAAGCUAAAGUCGUUGAUCCGACAGGGAGAAAAGGUGAAGAAGUAGAUGUUGAACCACUAGUUCGACAUUUAGACAAGAUGGAAGUUCGUGAUAAAUCCACGGCGAACCCUUCACCGAAGUCUGAGCAGUACACGGGAAGCCAUGAUCAGUUUGCUCCACAAGGGAAUCCUCCACAGGAUAUGUUCAAGCAAGAAUCAAACCCAGGCCGUGGAAGUGCUGAAUCAGCCUUGAAGAAAUUGACCCCUGACGAGCCUGAUGCUAUGCCUGUCGAUACUUCAGCGGGAAAAUUAUCUUCCGCAGCGAAUAUCAUAGCAAAUAAAGCAGCAGCCGCCAAGAAUUUGGUUGCAUCGAAGCUUGGAUAUGGCGAUCAGGGCCAUGAAAGCCUGGGACCUUCUAAGCUGCCUGCAACAGGGGAUGUGCAUAAAGAGGUGGUAAUAGAAGGGACUGAUAAGGGCGUGUCUGUGAAAGAGUUCUUGGUGGAGAAACUGAGUCCAGGAGAGGAGGACAAGGCGCUGUCGGAGGCGAUUUCUGAGGCGUUCAACAAGAAAAUGGGGGAAAUGCAAGGGACGAAGGAUGUGCCUAAGACAGGGAGAGUGUUCGAGUCGGAAGAAGUGGCGGCCCGUUUGGGGACGGGUCGGGAGAACAGAAGGGAGGGUGAGGAUGCAAUUACUGCCGGAGCUGAGAGCUCCGGCGCCGGCGUCAUGGAUCGCCUGAAAGAUGCUGUCGGAUCUUGGCUUGGUAAAAGCACUGCGACGGAGACGGCCAAAGAGUCCAUCGCACAGUCAUAUGUGAGUGAUAUAGGUUCCACCGCCGGCGCCGGCGACAAGGGGAGGCUGCAGGAGUCGGGCAAGUGAGUGAAUUUGGUCUCUGAGAAGUGGGAACAAAGAGCAAUGCAGCGACUAUUUUGAGUAUGAAGUUUGUUAUACAUGUGAUAAUGCUACCGAACGAUCAGUUUGCUUUCCUUAAUGUAAAAAUGUUAUGCAAUAUAAAAAAUAUACUAUAUAUUUAUA